Messenger RNA from Zingiber officinale, 4289 nucleotides. RefSeq names its product B3 domain-containing protein Os02g0683500-like. Gene Ontology annotation, molecular function: DNA-binding transcription factor activity; DNA binding. The transcript has a single exon. Lineage: Eukaryota; Viridiplantae; Streptophyta; Magnoliopsida; Zingiberales; Zingiberaceae. The record is from RefSeq and is a predicted model, not a curated record. Bases 315 to 1124 code for a protein of 269 amino acids.
UCACCCAAACACACAUGAAACACACAUGAAGGGAAAAUAGUGAUAUGAUAUAGACUUUGGUGAGUUAAUACAUCCAUGAGAUGAUGAUAAGGAUGUAGCCUCAGUUGGCAUGGUCCCCUUUCUAUACCCUAUGCAUGAUUCCAUCUAUCUCCCAUUCCCUUUUCCUCCACCACCUCUUCUUUCUACUUCUCUUCUUAACUCAAUCAAUUUUUUCAUCUUUUCUUCUUUCUCUCUUUUAGAUCUUUUAUAGAUCUUGAAGAAAUUAAGCCUCUCAACGAAUUAUAAUAGAUUUGAGUAAUAAGAUUGCAUCUAACAUGGAGGCAUUUAGAGUGGUGCUACAACCUACACCAUCCUCCUCUUCUUCUCCCUCCUUGGCGUCUUCUCUGUGGAGGCCUGAAUUAGGCACCCUGGUGGCAGCAGAUGGCAGCAACGGGCGGAGGGAGCACAUGUUCGACAAGGUGGUGACUCCGAGUGACGUCGGGAAGCUGAACAGGCUGGUGAUCCCGAAGCAGUUCGCCGAGAGGUUCUUCCCGUUGGAGCCAGAUAUGGCCGACAAGGGGGUGUUGCUCUGCUUCGAGGAUGCCGCCGGAGAGCAGUGGAGCUUCCGAUACUCCUACUGGCACAGCAGCCAGAGCUACGUGAUGACCAAGGGAUGGAGCCGCUUCGUGAAGGAGAAACACCUCCACGCCGGGGACACCGUCUCCUUCCUCCGCGCCCCCACCACCGGUGCCGGUCACCGCCUCUUCAUUGAUCUGCACCGCCCCAGGCACUUUUACCAUCCGCUAAUUCCUUACGACACUUUUCGGCCAUGGGGAGUAGCUUCUUGGGGAGGGAAUACGGCUGCCGCAAAUCAGAUCUUAUGCUACAACAGAACGCUUCCGGGCCUUCCCCGGCAGCACAUCGCUGGACUCAAAGCAGCUUAUGACGAUGGGGACACGGUGCUGGACUCGGUGCCGGUGGUCAUUGGUGGCAUGGCAGCUACAACCAAGAGCGCGCCAAAGCGGUUCAGGCUUUUCGGAGUAAAUCUAGAGUGCCCUGAGCUUCCACCGCCGAUGGAGGAUGGCAGCAAUAACGCCGGCUGGUGGAGGACUUGCAGCAGAAGCGGAGAGAACGAAGAAAGAUGAACAUUUAAGAAGAAGAAAUUUCAUCCCAUAUAUAUAUAUAUAUCUAUAUAUAUCCUUCUGAUCUGCAUAACAUAUAUAUCAUAAGUACUUGAUGUUAAUUAAUUUGUAAUAAAUUUUUGUUUCAUUUCUAGAAAAUAUUUGAUGCAUCUGCCAGCCAAAAUAAUAUAUAGAUCUCUGUUAAUUAUGUAUGACCAUAAUUAUCUUUACUAAAAGUAUUUUGAGUCAUCUGUUUUUUUGUCGUUGUUUUCAGGGUUUUCCAGCUUUAGCCAUAUCAACUGUACGAAUCAAUGCUUGGAACUUUCUUUGAGUUGCUGAAGAAGCAUAGAAAACAAGCAUGUGAGCUCUCUCUCUAUCUCUCUCUCUUGAAGAAACACACACAGAGAGUUACGUUUCAUAUAAAAAAAAAAAAAAAAGAGAAGAGACACACGCGCACAGUGUACUCUAAUAAAUAAAAAGUAGAUAGUCUUACGAUCUGUGGUUUCAACAAGAACAUCUAAUGAAGAUUUUCUUUGUGUUUCCAAACUCCAACAAAUUAAAAGCCCUAAAUUCUAUUGUUUAAACUGUACAUAUUUCAUAAGUUAGAUGUCCUCUACUUAUUGGCUCAUAAAUUUGGAUGGAAUAAUGCUUAAUUAGUUAGUACUUGAAUAUUUUACUCAUAAAAUUGGCUCAUGGAAUAAAUAGUACAGCUGCCUGUCUCAUUCCUUUCAACAUAAUAAGAGAUUUAUUAGCAAGAGUUUUGCAUUUUGUUGAUGUUAUUUCCUCUAAUACCUAGCUAGCUAAAGAAUUGAAACUUUGUGAACUUGUAAUUUUGCAUGUGCAUAGACAAUCAAACUUCGUAUCAUAUUAAGAUUAUAUGGGUUAAGUACGUAUGCAUUAACCUCGCAUACCUAGAUAAAGAGUUGGAAGGAUAUCUAAUUUUGUAUGUGCACACUCACACUCACAUUCACAUUAAAUUUCAUAUUAUUUUCGGAUUUGAUAUUAGCCUUUUUCUUUAUCUUAAAUAGUUAGGAACCCUAUCUAUGUUUAAUGUGAGAAUCGAUAGAUCCCCAUAUAUAUACUCACAUUUAAGUCUAUGUGCUACUAAGCUUUUGUUGAUCAUAAAGUACUUAAUCAUAUGUAAAAUUACAUAUCUACUUAACCCUUGAGUUGCAAGCUAAUGGUGAUCAAAACAAAACUUAACAAAGAGUUCUGAUUGUCAAAAAAAAAAUACUGAUAAUAAGGAAUGAUCUUAGUGCUAGCUCAUUAGUGAGGCAAGAUCCUAUUUCAAAUAGUUAUAAUAAAUUUGUUAUUAAUGUAUUAACUGUAAAAAGAAUGUAUGAUGAAAUUAAAUUUAAGCAGCAGUUGUUUGAGUGCUACCACAUUUAUUGAUUAUGCUUCACUAUUAUUGAUUAUUAGCAAAAUUAUCAAUUUGCUACAAUGCUUCGAUGAUGAAAAAUUAUCUGAUCCUUGAAAUUAAGAAGAUCAAUAUCAUGAUAUAUUAGGAAUUAUUGUUGAUUUAUGUAUCACGAGGAUCAUAUUUGUCUAAUGUAAUGAUAUAAAUUUUAUUUUUUGCUUUAUUUAUACACAUGUUAUCUAUCAAGAUAUAAUCUUGACAUAAACUUGCCCCUUGUACUUUCAAAAGUUGAUUUGAAAUGCAUUGGACGAAAUAUUGAUGAUUAAUUUUAAAGCAUUUUACUAAAUCAUGCCCCUCAUAUUCCUCAAUUUAUCCUCACUUUUCAACUUUCUCCUCAACUCAAAUGAGGUUGUGACAAUCUUAUGGGCAAUAAUUAGAUUUAUUAGGUUUCUAAGUACCUUUUCAUGUAAGAUCAUCAAAUUAGAUCUCUUGCAUCUUAAUUUUGCAUAGAUUUUAAGUUUGAUGCAUAAAUUGAUUUGCAAGUAGUUGGCAUGGUUAAAUUAUAUAGAAUGACAUACUUGCUAAUUUACAAAUUAGCUUAGCGCAUGAUAUGUUAACAAACUUAGACUAACUUUUAGGAUUCCUUGCAACUUAAGAUGUUAAUUAAAGAGCCUACCAUCUCAAUUAUGUAUAACUUUAGAAUUUUGAUCAUAAAAAUUGUUUUGCAAAUCAUUUUGCAUAGUGAAAAAUAGCAUCGAUCAAUUUAGGAUCCCUCACAAAGUUUUAGGUUGAUUUUGAAAAAUUUUAUUCAAAAUCUAAUAGUUCAUGUUUUCUUUAGAAAACCCUAAGAAAUUACCUAGCCUAAAUAUAGACUGCUUGAUCAUUUGUAAAUCUAUUGAGGCAAUUAAAUGGUAAAUACUCAUUUCCUCCUUUUCUUGUUACUCUAUUGAGGCAAAGAAGAUUGAUGCAACUUUGUAACUUUCCGACCAUCUAGUACUUAAUUUUUUGGAUCAUUCAACACUUGAUUUAAUUAAUGUGUGAUUCACUUCACAUUCGGUUUUAGUACUUCAGGUAUUAUAUUGAAACAUUUCCUUUUGGCUUCAUAGAUCUUGUAUUAAGCUUAAAUUUUUUUUUCUUACACCCAAGUUUAUCUCAUAUAACUAUCUUCGCAAAUCUUUAAGAUCAUAUUAGUUUAUGCUUCCUAAUUUUAAGAUAAUCAUUUCAUUUCAUGUAUCUUGAGUAAUUCACUUCUACUCAUUUUUGGUAAUUCCUUAUCAAAAUAAAGUUUCCUAACAAUGUAGUUGGACUAUAUAACAUAAUACCUAUCAGUAAGAAGGUUGGAAUUAAGAUCCUCUCCAAGCAUCUUUAUCACUAGCUUUUCUCUCUAAGGUUCUAAAUGUUCUUGCUAUUUCAGUAAUUAUCCAAUCACCUUAUUAUCUCACUUGUUUUACUUUAACCAAAUGCUUAAGUUUCCUUCAGUACUAAAGAUAUGCACAAACUUAGCUGUAAGUUGUAUAUGCAUCACAGACUUUGAUGCAGGUGUAGUGUUAUAAGUUGGUCAAAAGGGACAGACUCUGUGUGUCGACAUGCAUGCAUCUGCUUAGCUUGUUGCCGAGGCGUGCAAACAAUCUACAGUAGAAAGCAUGCGUAAUGCCUACAAUUAUUUUGCUUGCAUGAAAUAUUCCUUCACCAUAAACAGGCACAGAGAUGAAGAAAAAACAAACGUACAGCAAUAAUACUGUCUGAAGGAAUUUAAUCUGGUCAUGUACUAUUCGAUAGCCCUGAAUAAUAUUAAUAAUUUUAUAUUUAAUAUGACAAUUUAGUUUUCAUUU